AAUGUGCGUGCGCGCGCRCAGCGGAGGGGUUGGACUGUGCCCCUGUCAUACAGAUUCACGGAUUUGACAMAAUUAUCCCUGUAGGAGUCUUUAAAAAAAAGUGAAGCGGUCGGUCUAAACUGUGCCUACCCAUAAAUAAGCAUGUAUCUGACUGGAGGGGUCUCUGCAAGCAUAUAUGCCAACAGGCUCCGGGCAGAGGGCAUGGGCUCCGUGGACCAAGCUGUACCUUUCGCCAACCAGGACUACGAGGCACUGAAGCAGGAAUGUGUGGAGUCGGGCUGCCUGUUCGAGGAUCCCUACUUCCCCGCUGAGCCUCCGUCUCUGGGCUUCAAGGAGCUCGCGCCACAUUCCUCCAAAACCCGAGAUGUAGAGUGGAUGAGGCCAACUGAGCUGGCCAGUGACCCUCAGUUUAUUGUGGGCGGUGCCACCAGGACAGAUAUCUGUCAGGGAGCUCUUGGUGACUGCUGGUUGCUAGCAGCCAUCGCCUCUUUGACCCUGAACGAGAAGCUCCUUCAUCGGGUCGUCCCACACGGCCAGUCCUUCCAGGAUGAUUAUGCCGGAAUCUUCCACUUUCAGUUCUGGCAGUUCGGCGACUGGGUAGAUGUUGUGAUCGACGAUCGAUUACCUGUCAAAGACGGGGAGCUCAUGUUCGUCCAUUCGGCUGAGGGCAAUGAAUUCUGGAGUGCGCUGCUGGAAAAAGCUUACGCCAAGCUAAAUGGCUCCUACGAGGCUCUGUCUGGUGGAAGCACCACUGAAGGCUUUGAGGACUUUACGGGUGGUGUUUCUGAGAUGUACGAGCUGCGCAAGGCUCCUCGGGAUCUCCACAGGAUAAUCGGCAAAGCCUUGGAGAGAGGCUCCCUGCUGGGCUGCUCUAUCGAUAUAACCAGUGCCUUCGACAUGGAGGCUGUGACGUUCAAGAAGCUUGUGAAGGGCCACGCCUACUCCGUCACCGGACUGAAGGAGGUUGACUACCGCGGCGACAUGGUUCGCCUGAUCCGAAUACGUAACCCUUGGGGACAGGUGGAGUGGACUGGUGCCUGGAGUGACAGCUCCCAUGAAUGGGACGAAAUCGACCCCUCAGAUCGAGAAGAUUCUCAUCUUAACAUGGAAGACGGGGAGUUUUGGAUGUCCUUCAAUGAUUUCUUGAGGCAGUUUUCUCGGCUGGAGAUCUGUAACCUGACACCCGACGCUCUGUGUGAUGACAGCCUCAGCCACUGGAACACCAUGAAGUUCUACGGGAUGUGGAGGAGAGGCAGCACCGCCGGUGGCUGCAGGAACCAUCCCAACACGUUUUGGAUAAACCCUCAGUAUAAGAUCACGUUGUUGGAAGAGGAUGACGACCCUGAGGACGAUGAGGUGGCGUGCAGUUUUUUGGUAGCUCUCAUGCAGAAGGACCGCCGCAAAUACCGGCGCCAUGGUCAGGACAUGCACACUAUUGGUUUUGCUCUCUAUGAGAUUCCAGAAGAGUUCAGAGGUUGCCAGAAUGUCCAUCUGAAGAAAAACUUCUUCCUGAGUCAUUCGUCCUGYGCUCGGUCCGAGACUUUCAUCAACCUGCGGGAGGUCAGCACACGGCUGCGCCUGCCCCCCGGAGAAUACCUCAUCGUGCCCUCCACCUUCGAGCCYGGCAAAGAGGCCGACUUUGUCCUCAGGGUUUUCACUGAAAAGAUGUCGGAGACAGAAGAACUGGAUGAUGAAGUGUCUGCUGAUUUUGGAGAGGAGGAGGAAGUGAAUGAAGAGGACAUYGAUGACUCCUUCAAAGCUUUGUUUGCCCAACUAGCUGGAGAGGACAUGGAGAUUUCUAUUCGUGAGCUUAGGACGAUUCUAAACAGGGUUGUCACCAGACACAAAGAUCUAAAAACUGAUGGUUUCAGUAUGGAGUCAUGUAGGACGAUGGUCAACCUGAUGGAUAAAGACGGCAGUGCCCGUUUAGGACUGGUGGAGUUCCAGAUCCUUUGGAACAAGAUCCGAAAGUGGCUGGGCAUUUUUAGGGAAUUUGAUCUGGACAAGUCAGGGGCCAUGAGCUCGUACGAGAUGCGUCUUGCUGUGGAGGCAGCAGGCUUUAAACUGAAUAAUAAGCUGAACCAGAUUCUGGUGGCUCGAUAUGCUGAGAACGAAAUGGUUGACUUUGAUAACUUCAUCUGCUGCUUGGUCAAGCUGGAAGCCAUGUUUAGAUCUUUCCAGCAGUUUGACAAAGAGGGCUCAGGAGUGGCUGAGAUGAAUCUCACUGAGUGGCUUUACCUGACCAUGUGUGGUUGAGGAAGCCCGUCUCUGCUGAAGGAGGACGCGGAAGUGCAGUGCCUGCAGCUCUGAAAAACAUAUUUUUUACCCACUUCACCCCAGCGCGACAAAGUAGCCUUGAAGCUGCAUAACCAGAAACCAAAGUCCCACAAAACUAACCUUGGCCAUAUUUUAAAAGCUAUGCAAACUCAUGAAGAGUUUAAAAAAAAAAAACAUAAUCACUGUGACAUAAAUCUGUCAUUGGUUUAAAAWUAAGUAUAUUCAUGCAUGACAAAAAAUAAGACAGGAUGUUCAUCACGACUUUGCUGUCACUAAAUGUAACUUAGUAUAAAUUAUUAACAUAUUACUAAAAGCUUUUAAGGUGUUAUACUUUAUUGUGCCUUUUUAAUUGUUUUGUUUUAUUUUUAAAUGAAAAGAUCUUAUCAGUAUUGAAUUGGUAUUGUCAUACUUUCACCUCAAGGUGGCAGUAUAGACUCAUCAGUUUUGUUUGAUGUUCAAGUUUUAAAUCCGUGUCACAUUUUCUUUAGGUGAAGUGAAGGAACUAACAUUUUUUACUUUGCACUGACAUUUUAGUUUAAAAUAAGAUGAAGGAAGCUGGCUGUUGUAUUUGCUUUUAUUAUUAUUAACAAAACAUUAAUUUUGUGUAAAAUGCCUUGUUAUUAAUGGCUGUUAAAAACACGCCUGUUAGUGUCAUGUCUCGUGAAUGUAUGUUGUGCCUUUAAUAAAACAUUUUCCCGAAAGGG
This is a messenger RNA of Austrofundulus limnaeus, 2981 nucleotides long. RefSeq names its product calpain-1 catalytic subunit. Lineage: Eukaryota; Metazoa; Chordata; Actinopteri; Cyprinodontiformes; Rivulidae. The record is from RefSeq and is a predicted model, not a curated record. Gene Ontology annotation, molecular function: calcium-dependent cysteine-type endopeptidase activity; calcium ion binding. The coding region runs from base 142 to 2256 and encodes 704 amino acids. Gene Ontology annotation, cellular component: cytoplasm. The transcript is spliced from 23 exons. Gene Ontology annotation, biological process: proteolysis.